Ostertagia ostertagi is the source of this 306-nucleotide messenger RNA. The record is from the annotation of a GenBank genome assembly. NCBI's taxonomy places the organism in Eukaryota, Metazoa, Nematoda, Chromadorea, Rhabditida, Trichostrongylidae.
GUACUGAAAUUUCUCGAGAAGGUGACAGUAAAGGGAAAGUGUCCUCUGGCGGGAAAUAGCGUUCACUUUGAUAGAAGGUUUAUUUCCAAAUAUAUGCCUCGCCUUGACGAGCAUCUUCACUACCGUAUUGUCGACGUUUCCACGGUCAAGGAGCUGGCUUCCAGAUGGUUUCCUGAUGAGUACGCUAUAGCAAUAUCGAAGAGGGGCACUCAUAGAGCCUUGGACGAUAUCCGAGAGAGCAUUGAAGAACUGCGCUACUACCGUUCAGCAAUCUUUCGUCAAACUUCCGAUGCAAACAGAUUUUAG